AUUAUUCCUGCUUUUUUUCUUUGCUCCAAGAGUUCUGAAAGUCAUUGAUUUUUUCGUGGCCUCUUGUGGAUAUAACAAACUGACGCUUGCUGCACGUUUCGCAUUUUUGCAGGAUUCAGUCACUAAGGCCAGACAGUAAUCGAUGAUGCGGCCAUUAUCUCCCCUGUCUCAUCUCAUUUUGUUUCACCUACUGUGCGGAUCUCUGAGCAGCAGAUGUCCUCAAGAGUGCUCAUGCAGCCCCGGUGGUUCUAUCUUCUGUGUCCAGAAGAACUUGAGUUACAUUCCUCGUGGCCUCCCCUCCUCCACAAUUUACCUCUAUGUGUUUCAGAACAACAUCAACACCUUGCAACAGCAGGGCUUUGUAGAGCUUGGCAAGCUUGGAAUGCUGGACUUGAGUCAGAAUGCACUCACUGAAAUCCCUGAUGGGGUGUUCAGCCCACUCUCCUCUCUACAGAACCUGGAUCUCUCCUCAAACCACAUUACCUACAUUUCCAAAGACAGCUUUGCUGGACUGGUCAACCUGGAAAGGCUGUAUCUCUACAGCAACCAGAUUCAGAGUAUUCACCCAGCUGCCUUUGAGGGACUAGAGAACCUACUUGAGCUAAAGCUACAGGGGAAUCAGAUUAGAGUUUUGCCAGCUCUGCAACUGCCCAGACUGCUCCACUUGGACCUUAGUUAUAAUAGUAUCCCACCUAUUGAACCUGAAGAUUUACAGACACCACACCUUGAGUCUCUUAAAAUAGCUGGACUGCGGCUGACCAGUCUGGAUGAGAAGCUGUUAAGCAAUCUAGUGAACCUACAUGUUCUGGAUGUUUCCCAGAAUCUGCUCGUAGAGAUACAACCUACACUGAAGGCAAUGGGGGGCCUACGAAACCUCAAUUUAACUGGGAAUCCUUUGCGAUCCCUUAAACAAGAAGACUUCCAAAAUCUGGUUAAUUUGCUAGAGCUUGACUUGAGCAACCUUAAUUUGCAAGGCUUCCCCGAGGGCUUCUUCAACACUUUCCCCAAACUUGAGAAGCUCACUGCAGCUGAAAACCCCUUUAACUGCCUCUGCCCACUGGCCUGGUUUCCAGUAUGGCUAAAGGAUGCAAAUGUAGAACUGUUGAGAAUAGAGGACACUCGUUGCCACUUUCCACCAGUAAACUCAGGAGAGGUUUUGGCAAAAUUGGAGCAUAAAGAUUUUGGCUGUCCCACAACGACCAUUGAGUUAACAAGUGCUGGGACAAGUAGUACUACAAGCAAGCCCACAAACUCCACCACACCAUCAAGCACAACGCACACCAUUUCCCCGGAGCCACCAAGUGAGAUGCCCUCAGACAUAGACAGCAUCCCUCUUCCCCAUACCACUGCCUUCCCCAAAGAAAUCAUAAAAGAUUCUGAAGAAGAAGACAUCAUGUGCCCUUCCAAUAUCUGUCUAAAUGCUGGAACAUGCAUAUUUGACUCAAAUGGGGCGGUUGUUUGCCUGUGUCCUCCUUCAAUGUCAGGACUCUACUGUGAGACACAAAACCCAAGCUUCCUUACUUCGCCUUCACCUACAGUUUCUAUCGAGCCCAUUGCUACAGUCCAGCCCAACACAAUCAGCUCCCUUCACAUAACCAGUACUUCAAUUUCAUUAGACCUUCACCAUUACAUCCACACAAGAAUGCACAUCCGUGGAAUCCGUCUGACUUACCGAAACUUGUCAGGCCCAGACCGGCGGCCAAUACACCUCAAUGUGCCUCCAACUUACCCCGAAUACACUCUUAGAGGGCUACAGCCAAAUAGCACCUAUUCUGUAUGUGCCAGCCCUCUGGGAGAGCCUGUCCAUGUCUCGGCUAGUGCCUGCAUGGAGGCUCGCACAGCAGGAAUCCCAUCCUUCUCCCAAGAGCCAAGUGUUGACAAGACCCAACCCUCUUCCUCUCUCAUACCAAUCAUGACAGCUGUGGCAGUGGUGAUGGUUGUGGCCAUUAUAGCUACUGUGGUAGUCAUCCACCGCAGGAGGAGAUCCAAGGCUCCAGUAGAUAUGGACUUACAUGAGACAUCUCAUAUGGAGUUAGAGGGAAUGAAAACCAGUCCAGAGAAUGGUCUGACACAUCCAAAACAACCCAACAUCACCCCUUGCCCGUCUAUAGUGCAAAAUAGCUUGGAAUACGUGGCACCUUUAAUACAAGGGCAGUGUCCAGCCAACAAUAAUGUAGCUUGUAUGAAACCUUUGUAUGUGUAAAAGCCAUAUUGCGCUAUUCAUACCUCCAGCCCACAGAAGGCAAUGUGCUCCAUGACUCCUGCAGGCGGGUGCUAUGCAGACACUAGAUAUACUCUGGUGGGCUGAUGAACAUUUUAAUGCAUCCCAGCCAAACGCUUAAACUGACUGCCAGUAUUUAAACCAGGUGCAUUUUCCUUCAACAUUUUUUUUUCUACAAAUGCCUUUAAGUGCCUUUUAUAACCAUAAAUAUCAGACUUUAUAAAGAAUGCCAUUCUAAGAAGAGGCCAGACAUUACUGAACACAGUGUUGAUAGGCUGGAAAACA
Carassius carassius (crucian carp) is the source of this 2506-nucleotide messenger RNA. It is a transcript of the gene vasna, whose product is annotated as vasorin a. NCBI's taxonomy places the organism in Eukaryota, Metazoa, Chordata, Actinopteri, Cypriniformes, Cyprinidae. The coding region runs from base 143 to 2203 and encodes 686 amino acids. The record is from RefSeq and is a predicted model, not a curated record. The transcript is spliced from 2 exons. Gene Ontology annotation, molecular function: protein binding.